Messenger RNA from Rhea pennata, 4368 nucleotides. RefSeq names its product fatty acid desaturase 2 (gene FADS2). The coding region runs from base 254 to 1588 and encodes 444 amino acids. The transcript is spliced from 12 exons. Gene Ontology annotation, cellular component: membrane. Gene Ontology annotation, molecular function: oxidoreductase activity, acting on paired donors, with oxidation of a pair of donors resulting in the reduction of molecular oxygen to two molecules of water. Lineage: Eukaryota; Metazoa; Chordata; Aves; Rheiformes; Rheidae. The record is from RefSeq and is a predicted model, not a curated record. Gene Ontology annotation, biological process: lipid metabolic process.
AGGAGAAAGUCCGCCAGUGCGGGAAAAACCAACCUAGGGGGCACUUCGGAGCAAGCGGCGAAGCCGAAAGAUUGCAAAGGGGCCAGGCAGCGAGACAAAGAGAAGGGAGGACAUGAGCGAAGGAAACGGGAUACAACAGGGGAUCAGCUGAGUUAACCCACGCAAGAAAAGCUUUUCCCCUCCCAGCACAUCCACAGGAGGUGCAGGGCCGGACUCCCCGUUCCACCGAGAAGACAAAGCAGGAGCUGGCCCCAUGGGGAAAGGGGGGGAGAAAGGAGAGGAGUCAGGGGAGCGGGAGGCGCAGCUCCGCUUCUACACCUGGGAGGAGAUCCAGAAGCACAACUUGAGGACGGACAAGUGGCUGGUGAUAGAGCGCAAGGUGUACAAUGUCACCAAGUGGGCAAACAGACACCCUGGGGGCCACCGAGUGAUCAGCCACUGCGCCGGCGAAGAUGCCACGGAUGCAUUCCAAGCCUUUCAUAUCAAUCCCACUUUGGUGCGAAAGUUUCUCAAGCCAUUACUUAUCGGAGAACUUGCUCCAGGGGAACCCAGCCAGGACCGAGACAAGAAUUCCCAGUUGGUGGAGGAUUUCCGGACCUUGAGGAAGACAGCAGAGGAUAUGAACUUAUUCAGAGCAAGCCCUUGGUUCUUCUCCCUUUACUUGACCCAUAUCAUCGCAAUGGAAGCUUUGGCUUGGUUAAUGGUUUCAUACUUUGGUACAGGCUGGAUCACAACUCUCAUCCUUGCCUGCAUCCUUGCAACUUCCCAGGCCCAGGCAGGUUGGCUGCAACAUGACUUUGGACACCUUUCUGUCUUUAAGAAGCCUGUGUGGAACCACAUAGUCCACAAGUUUGUGAUUGGGCACCUGAAGGGGGCCUCUGCAAACUGGUGGAACCACCGUCACUUCCAACACCAUGCCAAGCCCAAUAUAUUCAGGAAAGACCCAGAUGUGAACAUGCUGCAUAUUUUUGUGCUUGGAGAUUCACAGCCCGUUGAGUAUGGCAAGAAGAAGCUGAAGUACCUGCCUUACAAUCAUCAGCACGAGUACUUCUUCCUCAUCUUCCCACCUCUGCUCAUCCCUGUGUAUUUCCAAAUCCAAAUCAUCUCGACCAUGAUCAGGCGCAGGUUCUGGGCGGACCUGGCCUGGGCCGCUAGUUACUACAUGCGCUACUUCAUCACGUACAUCCCAUUCUAUGGCGUUCUGGGAUCCCUGUUUCUCCUCACUUUUGUCAGGUUUCUGGAGAGUCACUGGUUUGUGUGGGUCACUCAGAUGAAUCACAUUCCAAUGGAAAUUGAUAGCGAGAAGCACAGAGAUUGGCUCAGUUCUCAGCUGGCAGCCACUUGCAAUAUUGAGCAAUCCUUUUUCAAUGACUGGUUCACCGGGCACCUGAAUUUCCAAAUCGAGCACCACCUGUUUCCAACGAUGCCACGGCACAAUUUCUGGAAGGUUAAACCUUUGGUGAAGUCAUUAUGUGCCAAGUACGGAGUCCAGUAUGAAGAGAAGUCUCUUGGAAAAGCAUUCGUAGACAUCAUUGGGUCCCUAAAGAAAUCUGGAGAUCUCUGGCUGGAUGCCUACCUCCAUAAGUGAACUUGAAUCUUAAUGGGGAGAUGUGAGUGCCAGGGAGGGAUGGGGGGAGGGAAGGGGUGAUCACAUGCAUGUCUUUUACUAUCAGAUUUCAGUCUGUAUCCGUGUGCAGUUUGAGGGGAGUUUCCUGUCUUGUGAACUGUUACUGGGAUGGGCUCAGACAAACUGUUUAAUACAGGCAGAUUGAAAAACAUGCUUGGCAUAGUCUUCAGAAGAUGAAACACAACAUCUUUAUUGCACAAAACAGAUGGAAGGGUGGGAGAGGAUGGGGAGAAGGAGUGCUUAAAAAGGGGCACAAAAUCCAUCCUCCUUCUCUCCACCAAAUAAUAAUAAUUCUAGCUCUACCUGAAAACACACAAGCCCUUGAUUCACAGACCCAUGUCAUUUGUCAGGCUUUGAGACCCUCUGCACCUGACCAAUAUUUGCAAUCUGAGGACACCCAAGUCAAUUUAUACCUCUUUUCUCUUUCUCAUCUUUGUGCAAGAGAGCUUAGAGCAGUUUCUUUUUGCUGUUAAGGAAAAUUAAAACAGUCCCGAUAACCACCACAGUAGGAAACUCACGUGGGCUGUGAUCCCCAGCACCCUGCCUGUGGAAAUCACCCUCCACAGGAACUGGCAGGCGCUAUACUGAGUGACUAUAUUGGUGCUGAUGGCCCUGUUGUGGUUUUGCCAGAGUCUCCAUUUUUCCUGUCAUCUUUCUUCUCUAAUUAUAGCAUCACUUUAGUAAAGGCUGUGAUACUGAUCCUGCACCACUAACAUCCUAGUGCCACUAAGUGAGGGUUUUAAUAUGGGACUGCAUCCAUAGCUGCAUUUUUGCAGCCACUUCUAGGGUUCUGCAGAAGAGCUCCAGGCUGAAGCAACAUGAUGUCUCCUUUGGGGAGAGGGACUAUUUUCUUUCCCUAAUGAGCAUUGGGUCUGGCUUUACAAGGCCCAUUAGAAGCACUAUGAUUGUCAGUAACUUGCAUGCAAAACACAAGCAAGUCACACAGGGCAAGCCUUACUCAUUGCCCAUCAAUUUUCUGCAAUGCUCCAAUGUAACUACAAAUGGCUUUUUUUUUUUUUUUUUUUUUUUUUUUUAACCGGAGGAGAGCUGCUGGGCAAUAAAUACAUUAGGCAGUGUGACUCAAAAACACUCAGCUCUGCCUGCUUGCACAUGCAUUGCAGAAACCAAAACUGUUUCUACUUGUCAGAGGCCAGGAGCAAUACCCAGUAAAGGUCCUGGAAACAAGCACAAAAGAAAAGAAAUUAAGUUCUUCCUAGGGAGGGAAAAAAGAAAGAAAGAAAGCAGCUACCCACCCAUUCAACCUAGCCCCUACAUCCUUCAGGGAUGCAGCUGAGAACAGGAUUGACCAGGUGAUGUGCAACCUUCCAUAGAAACUGCUGAAAAUUUGUCUAAAACUCUUUAUGUCCAAUACUUAAUUACCAAAAUCUGUUUGGCCAGUCUAAUGGCUCUUCCAGAGGUGCAGUUGAACAGCUUCGAGCUGUUUCUCUAACAGGGAACCUAAUCCAAAGCCUACUCCAGGUAAGGAGCAGGCUUUAGGGGGUUUUAGUUUAAAAUUUAAUAGGUGGAAAAGAGACAAACAUAUUCUUUGGUUUAUGAUAGAGGGCUAUGGUUUCCAAAACAGUCCCUAACUCCAGAAAACUUCAGAAAAUGUAUUCCUAGCCCUCAGUUUUGGGGAGAAAAAAAGAAAAAAAAAAAGAGAAAGAAAGAUCAGAUUACUGUGUUUGUAACUGGAAACUUCAGACCGAAAAGUCACAGGCAGGAUUAUCACUUCACAUAGCUACUGAUACUUAAGGUUUGUAAAGGGCUUAUCAUUUUGGUGUUGUAUACCUUUAAGGUAACAAAAUCCAAAUAUCUUGAGGAAUGGUUAGGAUGAAAAUUUAUUGUCACAGGGUGUCUGAAGCCCAGCCAGACUUUGAACAGUUUUUAUAGUUGAUUUCUAAUAGCAUAAACUAUAACAUACUUCUGGAUGCUAUAACUUCUUAAACAGGUAUUAGUGGGUUAGUUUGGAAUUGUGGCUAACACUCUUAAGAAUGCCUUAAUAUCUCCAUCUCCUUCUGACUCCCUGAAUGUAUCUCACUGUCACUGCACCAGCAUGGGACAACGACAAAAACACAGCAGCAUCAGCAAUGUUAUCUUCUAAAUAUUCAUCUUAUUUUUCUGAUGGUUCAUAUUUUUUUUCACUCCUCCAGUUCUUGUUUCCAGAGCAAAUCUCUUCUGAAUACAGGUGCCUCUUUCUCACUAGCUCUAUCCUCUUUUUUUUUUUUUUUCCUCCCUCUCUCUCUCUCUCUCUCUCUCCUUUCUUACUUUUCGUCUUGGAAAAUUCUUUGCCUUUUAACACUUAGAGAAAUUGCAGGAGACUAGUAGCUCAGCCUAGGUAAAACAACAUUCAGCAGCUUGGCUUCCUGUCUGCCACUGACCAAUCUACUGGAAGGACUGCUUUUCACUAAAAGAACAAGUUUUCAACCCAGUAACCUGGCCUAGCAGUGCCUGGGAGAUAGCAGCUACAACUGAGGAUGGCUGAAAGACUUUGAAACAUUCCAGGAGAGCAACCAUGCUGGCACAAUCUGCAGAAGGAAAGGGAAGCUCUUCACCUAACGGGCAUUUUUUUCCCCAUGACUUUAGCACAAGAUAUCAAAGGGAAGAAAGGGGGACAGAAGAGAGCCUGGUAUUUGCUCUUUCUUGUGCUCCCAGACCAGCUACUUGCUUCUUUCAGACCCUCAAAAAUUCCUUUUUGAUUAAGAAUGUUCAGUUGCUAAAAUCCAGAAAUAAAAAAUUUAAAA